AUGGCUAGAGACAGACUAGCAGCUAUGAGGGCCCAACAGGGUGGAAACACUGGCUCUAACUCGUACCCUACGCAAGCUUCUGGAGGUGGUGGCGGUGGCGGUGGGGCUGGGGGUGGAGGCUACCAAUCCCGCAGAGCUCCAAACCCCUACGCUCAACAAGACGACCGUGCCUAUGAAAUGUCAGAUGUCCGCGACAACUCUGCUCAAUCAUAUGGAACACCCAUGAACGCUACCAGCGGUGGGGAUAGCAUGUCGGCUUUCUACACCGAGGCACGGCUAUUUCCUCUCUUCAGGACAGUAUCCGCACAUUCAACGAUAACGUUCAACGCAUUGGCGACCUUCAUUCACGGUCGCUUAACAACACUGAUGACAAUGCGGCUCAACGUAAUGCUGCCGCUCUGGAUGACCUUGUCGAAGAAACCAGCGCCCUCAGUGCUACUCUCAAGCGCCGCAUCAAGGCAUUGGAGAAACAAGGUGGUUCUGGUCGUGAUGGGCAAAUUCGCAAGCAACAGGCGGGUCUUUCAACUCUCUCCUUACUCUCUCCCGCUCAACGUCUCAAAGACUGCACUCGUCAAGUCCAAGUUUGUAGAAGCAAUUCAGACCUAUCAGACUGUAGAGCAACAAUAUCGCACAAAAUAUAAACAACGCAUGGAGCGUCAGUUCAAAAUUGUGAAACCCGAUGCUUCACCUGAAGAAGUCCGUGCCGUUGUCAACGACGACAGCGGAGGACAAAUAUUCAGCCAAGCUCUCCUCAACUCUAACCGUUACGGCGAAUCUCGAGCUGCCUAUCGCGAAGUCCAAGAGCGUCACGAAGACAUCAAGCGAAUAGAAAGAACACUCGGAGAGUUGGCCCAACUCUUCAAUGAUAUGAGUGUGCUUGUUGAGCAACAAGAAGAGACCAUCAAUGUUAUUGAGACCCAAGCUGCAGCUGUUGAAAAGGAUACGGAAGCCGGACUGCAAUACACGGAAAAGGCCGUCGAGUCCGCCAGAGGAGCUCGUCGCAAGCGUUGGAUCUGCUUCUGGAUUUGUUUGGUCCUCCUGAUCAUUAUUGGUGUCGUCGUUGGGAUUGUGGUCAAAAAUCAAGUCGACAACUCCAAGAAGAACGUUACAGGGCUUACGCGUCCUUACUCUUUGCCACCACUCCACCUCGUGCCUCCUCCCUUUGCUCGAGCCACUCCGCGUUGUCAUCCGCCCAUUCAGCUCUACCAAUUUACAACAACCAUGCCUGCCAAGAAACGUUGCGAGUUCCACAAUGCGACCGAAGAGGGCACCCACCAAUGUCAAGCAGCAGCCCUUCGUAUUAUCGGGGAGUGUGCUAUGUGCCGAGGCAAAUUCUGUGGAGAGCACCGAAUGCCUGAGCAACACCAAUGCUCGAACCUUCAAGACUGCCGUCAACAAGCCUUUGAGCGGAACAAGGCUCGUUUAGAGGGAGAGCGAACCGUCACGGCAAAGCUUGCCACUGUUUAA
This is a messenger RNA of Mycena indigotica, 1467 nucleotides long. Its product is annotated as Aspartate aminotransferase. Gene Ontology annotation, cellular component: endomembrane system; SNARE complex; plasma membrane. Gene Ontology annotation, biological process: exocytosis; intracellular protein transport; vesicle fusion. NCBI's taxonomy places the organism in Eukaryota, Fungi, Basidiomycota, Agaricomycetes, Agaricales, Mycenaceae. Bases 1 to 1467 code for a protein of 488 amino acids. Gene Ontology annotation, molecular function: SNARE binding; zinc ion binding; SNAP receptor activity. The record is from RefSeq and is a predicted model, not a curated record. The transcript is spliced from 11 exons.